GCUGGUGACUGCAACAGUAAGGAGCAUGGCAGGGACCCUUCCCCUUUGGGACAGUCCGUGCUUCUGGCUGCCUCCUGUUGAUGCUGGGAGGAGCUGGAGCUCCGUGCUGUGUCCUCUCAGCCUUUCUGGAGGGAGAGGAGACUUUCAGCUCCUUCCUGACCGCUUCCUGCUUCCAGCCGGUCCUGCCUUCCCACAUCCUCCCCUGGCUCGACAUGGGCUGGGAAGCCUCCACCGCAGGGCCCCCUCCCCGGGGGGGGUCCCCUCCUGUCACCCACUGCCGCAGAGCUGGCUCUGCUCUUCUAGGAAAGCACAUCUCGAGGCUCUUCCCAGCCCGCUGCUCUUGCGGCAGCAUGUGGAGCCUUUGCCAGCUUCGGCUCCGAUUGAGCUGGGGGCCAUAAAAACAUGGUGUGAUCUGCUGCUUCUGCUGAGAGAUCCCUCGAGGUCUCCGGAGGUGGCCAGGAUGGCGCAGUGGAACCAGCUGCAGCAGCUCGACACGCGGUACCUGGAGCAGCUCCACCAGCUCUACAGCGACAGCUUUCCCAUGGAGCUCCGGCAGUUCCUGGCCCCGUGGAUUGAGAGCCAGGACUGGGCGUACGCUGCCAGCAAGGAGUCGCAUGCCACGCUGGUGUUCCACAACCUGCUAGGGGAGAUCGACCAGCAGUACAGCCGCUUCCUGCAGGAGUCCAACGUCUUGUACCAGCACAACCUGCGGCGCAUCAAGCAGUUCCUGCAGAGCAGAUACUUGGAGAAGCCGAUGGAAAUAGCCCGCAUCGUGGCCCGCUGCCUGUGGGAAGAGUCCCGGCUCCUCCAGACGGCUGCUGCAGCGGCCCAGCAAGGGGGACAGGCAACACAUCCCACGGCGGCGGUAGUGACCGAAAAGCAGCAGAUGCUGGAGCAGCAUCUGCAGGAUGUGAGGAAGAGGGUGCAGGAUCUGGAGCAGAAGAUGAAAGUGGUGGAGAAUCUCCAGGAUGACUUUGAUUUUAACUACAAGACUUUGAAAAGCCAAGGAGACAUGCAGGAUCUGAAUGGAAACAAUCAGUCUGUGACCCGGCAGAAAAUGCAGCAGCUGGAACAGAUGCUCACGGCGCUGGACCAAAUGCGAAGGGGUAUUGUGAGCGAGCUGGCCGGGCUGCUGUCAGCCAUGGAGUACGUGCAGAAGAUGCUGGCAGAUGAGGAAUUGGCAGACUGGAAGAGGCGGCAGCAGAUCGCCUGCAUUGGCGGCCCACCGAAUAUCUGUUUAGACCGGCUUGAGAACUGGAUAACCUCUCUUGCCGAAUCACAGCUACAAACCCGGCAGCAGAUCAAGAAGUUGGAAGAACUGCAGCAAAAAGUGUCUUACAAGGGUGACCCAAUUGUCCAACACCGGCCCAUGCUGGAGGAGCGGAUUGUGGAGCUCUUCAGGAACCUGAUGAAAAGUGCUUUUGUCGUGGAGAGGCAGCCCUGCAUGCCCAUGCACCCCGACCGGCCCCUGGUCAUCAAAACUGGGGUGCAGUUCACCACCAAAGUCAGGUUGUUGGUCAAGUUUCCAGAGCUGAACUAUCAGCUGAAAAUUAAAGUCUGCAUUGACAAGGACUCCGGGGAUGUUGCAGCACUUCGGGGGUCGCGGAAGUUUAACAUCCUGGGGACAAACACCAAAGUCAUGAACAUGGAGGAGUCGAACAACGGCAGCCUCUCAGCAGAGUUCAAGCACCUGACCCUGCGGGAGCAGCGGUGUGGUAAUGGAGGCAGAGCCAACUGCGAUGCCUCGCUGAUCGUCACCGAGGAGCUGCACCUCAUCACCUUUGAGACAGAGGUGUAUCACCAGGGUCUGAAGAUCGACCUGGAGACCCACUCGCUGCCUGUGGUGGUCAUCUCCAACAUCUGCCAGAUGCCCAAUGCCUGGGCGUCCAUCCUGUGGUACAACAUGCUGACCAACAACCCCAAGAAUGUGAACUUCUUCACCAAGCCUCCCAUCGGGACCUGGGACCAGGUGGCAGAGGUGCUGAGCUGGCAGUUCUCCUCCACCACAAAGCGCGGCCUCAGCAUCGAGCAGCUGACGACGUUGGCAGAAAAACUUCUAGGGCCAGGUGUGAAUUACUCUGGCUGUCAGAUCACCUGGGCCAAGUUCUGCAAGGAGAACAUGGCUGGCAAAGGCUUCUCUUUCUGGGUCUGGCUGGACAACAUCAUUGACUUGGUGAAAAAGUACAUCCUGGCGCUGUGGAACGAAGGGUACAUCAUGGGGUUCAUCAGCAAGGAGCGGGAACGAGCCAUCCUGAGCACCAAGCCCCCGGGAACCUUCCUGCUGCGGUUCAGCGAGAGCAGCAAGGAAGGCGGCAUCACCUUCACAUGGGUGGAGAAGGACAUCAGUGGGAAGACCCAGAUCCAGUCUGUGGAGCCUUACACCAAGCAGCAGCUGAACAACAUGUCGUUUGCGGAGAUCAUCAUGGGCUACAAAAUCAUGGAUGCCACCAACAUCCUGGUGUCCCCCCUGGUGUACCUGUACCCAGACAUCCCCAAGGAGGAGGCGUUUGGGAAGUACUGCCGCUCUGAGAGCCAGGAGCACUCUGAAGCUACUGACUCAGGUGCUGCUCCGUAUCUGAAGACCAAAUUCAUCUGCGUCACCCCCACCUCCUUCAGCAACACCAUCGACCUGCCCAUGUCCCCGCGCACCCUGGACUCGCUCAUGCAGUUCGGCAACAACAGCGAGGGAGCAGAGGCCAACGCGGGGGGGCAGUUCGAGUCGCUGACCUUCGACAUGGAGCUGACCCCGGAGUGUGCGUCUUCACCCAUGUGAGGUGCUGCCAGCGCUCGCGGGGUCCAGCCAGGGCUCGGGCUCCCCGCCUCCGAAGAGCCCCCCGCUCUCACCUGGCUCGGUCACGGUCGCUCUGGACCUUUCCUCAGAUGGAGCUGGGGGCCGGGGGCGUUGCCACUGUUCCUUGUUUGACCCAAAUGAACACCCCCCCCUCUCCAGGAUGGUGCCGUUCGUCUCUUCGGGGGGAGGGGGGGGAUGAAUCUUUUUCUAUUUCCUUCCGUAACAGUUUUUUUUUUUUAUUAUUGUUUUGCUCAUUCAAGUGCCUAUUAGCCUCCGACCGCAGCCUCAGUUUUUACAGACGCUCCUGCAGCCCCGGGCACGCUGCCUGCUGUUGAAAGCUGCUUUCCUGACUGCCAAGAGUCCAAAAGCCUGUGACGAUCUUACACCCCCGGAUUUGCCCCCAGCGUGGACCUGAUGCGUUUUGCAGGGGCGGGGGUCUGCCUUGCACUGCCCCAGCCGCCCUCCCAGUGCUGGCGGAGGGCAGGGGGCUCUCCUCCCGACACCUUGGGCUCCGCUUUUGGCCAGGAGGAGCAGCGCACGCCUCGGAGCUGCAAGGUGGCUGAGCCCAGGGAGGGCAACGCUCCUGAUGGGCUCAGCCUGGGCUUCGCUGGGAGCAGGGAGUUUCGGUGACCACCUGGGCUCGCCACCGGCUUCCCGCUGCAGGCACAGGGAUCUGGCUGGCCCCGGGGCUCCUGCUGGGGUGAGGGGUUUCGCUUCGGUGCAAAGAUGCCCUGGGGCAGGGCAGUGACACGUCCCGCCGACACCAGCGCGUGGCUCUUGGGUCUCUUCUGGGACCUGGCUAUAACCAGAGGCCGCCCCACCGGCGGCUCGCCCCAUGGCCGGGCUGGUGCCACGCUUCCCUCGCUGGGCAGUCGGACCCGUGGCACCCCGAGGGGAGGAUGGGGAGGCAACUGGAUCCAGCGUGACCUGCAGUGGGUGGCCUGGCCUGGCCCUCGACUCUCUGCUAUGGCGUGUGAGCUCCCAGGAAGGGGCUUUGCAGCUUCUCAGGGGGCUUCGUGUGGCAUUUUUGUUGGAGGUUGGCUGUCACGGUUAAGGCAGGAGGUGGCACGAGUUGAAAGGAGCAGGAUGGACAUAGAGGAAUCUGCUGUUGGCCAGUGCUGGAUGGAGAUGCGGGGGGUGCAAAGGGCAGGUUUCCUUGCUGCGGGGGGGUUGAGGAAAGGUGGGAGUAGUUCUGGCUGGUGGUUGUGGUUCUCUAUUUACCAAAACGGGGGGAGCCCUUCUGCCCCCUCCGUGCAGCGGGCGUGCAGACACCCAGUGAGCAGGGAAGGGGAGGGAGAGGCAGCAGGAGAGCUGCUGCCCCCCAAGCAUCGUGUGGUAAGGGGGCUGCAACUGCUCCGGGAGGGGGGGUGGGGGGUGGCACGAGGGGGCUGGGCUGUGCUCGGCCAGGACCAGUGCUCUGGUGCGGGGCUGCGGGAGCUGUCGGUGCUGAGGCUGUGGGUGACAUCAGCGGAGAAACACCUUGGUGGGCACCAGCCCUGGGCUUUACAGGUGUCUGAUGUGUCUUGAUUUGGCCCUGGGUGGAGAGAAACCCUCAGUCGUGUGUACCAGCAACGCUGCUGGGGUGCGGCGUGGACCCCUCACAGGGCUCUGGCUUUUCUGCCCAGUAAAGACCCUGGGGUGUCCCCGCAGCCCCCCAGCUGUGGGGUGUGCUGCCAGUGCCGUGGGGUGUCCCCACAGCCCCCCAGCUGUGGGCUGCGCUGCCAGUGCCGUGGGGUGUCCCCGCAGCCCCCCAGCUGUGGGGUGUGCUGCCAGUGCCGUGGGGUGUCCCCGCAGCCCCCCAGCUGUGGGCUGCGCUGCCAGCAUCGCAGCCUGCAGGCAGGGGGCAGGGGGUAGGACCCCCAGGGGGCGAGGGCUGUGGGGCUGGCCCUGGGGACAGCGAUGCCCUUUGGACUGGGGAGGUGCUGGGAGGGGGUGAGGGCCCCUGUGCUCCUCCAGCUGCAGUCACUGUAGCCCUGGGCAGCAUUCAAUACUGUAAAAAAACUUUAUUUUUUUGUAUAUUUUAUUGCUGUAUCUACAGGCUUUAACCUUCUCUGAAAUAAAAAGGCUCUGAAGCGA
Molecule: messenger RNA, 4867 nt
Organism: Falco peregrinus (peregrine falcon)
Lineage: Eukaryota; Metazoa; Chordata; Aves; Falconiformes; Falconidae
Gene: STAT3
Product: signal transducer and activator of transcription 3
Exons: 24
Coding region: 26-2773 (915 amino acids)
Biological process (GO): defense response; leptin-mediated signaling pathway; cell surface receptor signaling pathway via JAK-STAT
Molecular function (GO): DNA-binding transcription factor activity, RNA polymerase II-specific; RNA polymerase II cis-regulatory region sequence-specific DNA binding
Source: RefSeq, a predicted model, not a curated record